Yarrowia lipolytica CLIB122 is the source of this 3699-nucleotide messenger RNA. RefSeq lists its product as uncharacterized. NCBI's taxonomy places the organism in Eukaryota, Fungi, Ascomycota, Dipodascomycetes, Dipodascales. The record is from RefSeq and is a predicted model, not a curated record.
AUGGGCCUGUUUACGAAAAAGUCCCGUGAGGCGCUCAGCGACACGCCCAAGCUGUCUGCCCUGGCACAACAGCCCGACCUCCCCGUUCUGAGUCCCCCUCCGCUUCCUGCAGCGUCGCAAAGAGCCGUUUCAGGGGGCUCGGUCUCCUCUCUCAAUGAGCCCAAGGGAUACACUUUGCGAGGCAAGCUGGGGCUGGCCAAGGCUCCACAGAACGUAUUUGACGGGUUUGACGGCGCCCAGGUGCCGGACGGAGCUUCUGGAUACAACGACUCAAUCUACGAUGAACAGCUCCCGGACGACGACGCAAGCAUCUACGACAGAAGCAGAUACGAGGAGAGCGUCUACGGAGAUGAGAGGAAUGCACAGAAGCAACAGCCACCUCAGUCGGAACACUCCUCGUCGAACAAUACAGACUCCAAUCUGCCACCACCAAUCAACACCUUUGUUCAGCAUGGCACUGUUAAGCAGUACACUCCUGAGUUUGGAGGGGCAGAGUUUCCACCCGGAGGAACUGAUGGCUCGUCUCAUUCGCCCCACAGCUCGCAAUUUGCAUCGCCUACAGGAGAGUUUCAUUCAAACCGAAGUUCGCCCGUAAAGCCGCCCCCUAUCACUAUUCCAAAGGGAAGAUCGUCUCCGCUCGCCUCUGGGAAGUCGCCCAUCGGGAUCUCUUCUUCUUUUGGAAUGAGCCCUUCUACUAAUCAAAUUAGAAGCCCACUGGGUUCUCCUUCAUACAUGCUUCCUACAUCUACUUAUGGAGAGUCACCCAAGGGCAGUGGUAUGGCUUCAGCAGCAGCAGCUCUGGCGAUGGGAGUAUCCUCGUUCAAAACCCCUCCGCUGGCCCAGAAAGCCCAAUUCGGCUCUCCACAGACCUUUUCAACUCCCUCUCAAGCAUUGGAAAGCACCCAUCCUGCUGAUCACGUCAACUGCUCCCAUGGAGGUCAUUCACACUCACAUGCUGCCUCUCCUGGGUCCCCUCGAGUGACUUCUCCCACAGUAAGAUCUCCUCCACCUCCUUUGGCUCACCCAGGCUACCCCAAAGAACACUACAUUGCGAAAAAGAAGAGUUCUGAGGCCCUUGGAGAGGUGCUACCUGGGAGAGAUCUCUACGCCGAAGCCAAGAAUGACUACCCUUAUCCACUUACUCCGGCUGACCUUAAGACCGCCCCUUACCCUACCUGUUAUUAUCAGAAGGGAUGCCGUGAGAUUGGCCCUCAUUCCCAUGAAGAAGAGGAGAAGGUGGAUCCUGUUUUCGCGACUUUUGACCAGUCAAAGUAUGACGAGAUCCAGCGUGAGUCACGUGAUCAACAAGAGAAGGAGAAGCUCAUGUGGGGCAAAUCGGGUUCCAGCGAUAAGCGCUUGUCUACUGACCAACAACGAGCAGAAUUGUCUUCUACAGGUUCAGACAAGUCUAGAGGUUCAGACAAGUCUAGAGGUUCAGAGCCACAUGAUACGGGAUCUGGAGACUCUGCAUCAAACCGAACAGAGUCACGUGCGGUCGAUUCAUCCGACUCUCGGUUUGCCGAGGCUGAAUCUCGGGCCACAGAGUCUGCGGAAUCCAGGUUUGAGGAGGCCCAAUCACAUCCGGGAUCGUCUCAUGCUGAAUCAGUUGAACCAGAGUACAUUCCAGCAGACUUGCACAGGGCAGAGUCUUCAAUUUACCCUGCUGAAUCUGUGUAUUCUGCCAACCGAGCUGAAGAGACUGAUCCGUAUGCCGAGUCUGUGUAUUCCACCCAGCAGGAGCAGCAAUCUGAGUCAUAUGAUCAGAAUGUGAAAGAGUCCCAUGACCAGUCGACCGACCACCAUCACAAUCCACCUCCCUCGUCCAUCGACGACUUUGACUUCAACUCAGGAGCACACACUCCAACAAACAGACUGCCCUUGGACUCGCCGGGAACGCCAGGAACACCCGAAUUGACACGUGAUUUCAACCGACUGUCUGUGUCUCAUAUCAAGGGUAUGGGCCUACCUCUGGAUACACGGUCGAUUGGUAGUGGUGAAGGUCACGCCCCACAAAACCAUGUCAACCACUCGGUGCAUCACGUGGGACACGAAGCCGAUCUUAACCACGGUCAAGUGACCCACGGCCAGGUUGUUGGAGGUGGUUCUACAAAUCACAUGAUGCUAGCUGAGCCUAGUCAGGCGGAAAUCCUACGAUCUUCUUAUAUUUCCACGGAUUCUGGAGGUGGGUUGAGUCACAUGGGCGGUCCGAUCGGCUCUACGGGUCAUGUGAUGGACCGUCACAUGAUGUCACCGGACCAGGAAGUCUUGGAGGGUCAUGUUAUGGACGAGAUUCAGAUUGACGGAAAUGGGCAUGUGAUUCAGAACCCGAGUCCCGGUCACAUGAACUCCCGCUCUGGCACCAUGAUGACUAACAUGACUGGUUUGAACUCUCCCUCUGCCGCUUACUAUCCUGCUCCAAUUCCCAUGAAUCUGAAGCUACCCCCCCUACUUAGUAAGAAGAAUAGGCGCUUGUCUCGUUCUGGAAUUUCUCCCUUUCCUUCUCCUCGCAAGAGUUCGUUUUCAUCUGCUUUGGACAAGCCUGGAAACCGUUCCUCUUUCAUGUCUCCUUGGUCUCAUACUCCAGAUGGAUCGCUACUUCAUUAUGAAGGCUUUGCGGAGGACUUUGAGCGCUCGGGACGUUCUGUGCAUCGACAGAGUCUUGGAUCGCGGGGUAGUUCUCCUCUGAAGAAGCUGUACCUAUCCGGGGACUCACGUGAAGCAUCUAGAGACGCUUCUAGGGACGUUUCCAGACUCUCCCGCGACUUUGAUGAAGUUUAUGGCGAAUUCGACGAAUCGGCUAUUGAUUCAUCGGACACCGAUUUACGUGAUCCAUACUACAAUCCUCAGAAGCGAGGAAGACGACGAACCAUGUCCCUGACUUCCAUUAAUGUCAACAUGGACAAUUCUGAAGUGAGAGAAGAACUGGACGAGGGCGACGUUGAAGGCGAUGUAACUGAUAUGCAGCGAUACGAAGCUUCUGCCAACGCCUUUACACGUGUUCAUAUCGACUCAAAUGCCAUUGUUCCUCCCUCGGCUGCUGCUGGCUAUGGAAACGGUAUUUCUCCCGGUCUUGAUCAGAAGCCUGGAACUCUAGUCGAAGAGUUGGAGCUGCGGAAGAAGGACAAGAAAGCUGUUCGAGGACAUCUCAAUAAGUCUAUGCAUCAGUAUGCUGCUGACGGCACUGAGACUCCUCUGAUUCAACAGAUUCACGAUUCUCAGUCUGCUUAUGGUUUUGAUGAUAGACGCAAUUCGUUGAUUUCAGACAAGAGAAUGUCCAUGAUGACUGGAAUGUCUGGAAUGACCGGGAUGACGACCAAGGAGCACUCUUACGAGGAUCCCAACCAUCAUAGAAUGUCUCUGUUGGCUCUGGACUCGCUUGCUCAAAUGGAUUACCAGCAGAGUUACUCCAAGCCCGGAGCUGCCCAGAUCAGCAAGCAGUACAAGGCUUCGCGUGAUGACGACGAGCCUCUGCGGGUGCGAAAGCAGCGGUUGAAGCGGCAGUCCCAGCAGCUGCUCGAGCAGCGACAGCUCCAGGAAAAUAUCGAGAAGCAGCGACUUGCGUCGAUCGAGCUGGAGAAGAAGCGACAGGAGGUCAAACAACAGAGACGCAACCAGUUUGGACAGAAUGCGGCUGCUGCGGGGGCCCAGAAGAAGGGCAAGGUGUUGAUUGGGCCUGGUGGAGAGGUGAUCAGAACCUAG